CUUUGAUAAGAAAACACAUUUUCACAAAGGCCUGUUAUGGAGGCAGGUUGUUCAGCUGUGAACCAAGCAGAGAGUGAGUUUGGACUAGACUGACAAUUGGAUAUUCACCAUGAACCAGAAUGGUGUACUGAGUGGAGGGCAGAUUGAUGUACUCUCUACUGAGUACUUAGUGUUACUCACUCCCAGUGUGAUUGGGAGUUUUUCUGUCCUGGUGGUUUCCAUAGUGAGAUGGAGGCGUCUCAAUGAACAGGUGCACCUUCUGGUGCAGCUCGCCCUGGCAGACCUCCUGGCUGCUCUGAUCCUGAUGUACACCAGUGCCAUUAACAAAGUUAGCACUGACGACCGUGUAACCAUCUGUCAAUACAUCCUGCCACUGUCAAUGACAUUUUACUUUAUUUCGUUUCUGCUGGUGGUGGUUUAUGCAUGGAAGUCAAAGAGUGCUAUCCAAGGGUGGAGAGCAAGACCUGCAGAGGAUGAGGGUGGACAGAGUCGGUGUAGACGGACAAUAGUUACUAUUCCUGUAUAUGCCAUUGUGUGGUUGGUCCCCAUCGCAGCAUACUUGGCAUACGUGCUCACACCCUUCAUCAAACCUACUCUGGUGAUUCCAGCCACUAGCAAAGCAGCGAGCAGGCUCAUCCAUAAUGACAGCAAAUACUGCGAUAGCUGUAUUUUGUUCCUGCAUGUCUGGAGCGAUUCCUGCUCUGAUGCUGAGAUAAUCCAUGACACUUUAAUCAGAGUUUUCCUGUUCCUCAUCGUGACAUCAGUGAUGUUGUCUUGCUCUGUAAUUUACUAUAAGGUUGGUAAGUGGUAUGAAAGGCAUGAGCAGGAGGGGCUUUUUCCUGUGGAGGGAGAUGGACGUUCAAGAAGGAGAUUCAAAACGGUGUUUUCUACAGCGAGAAAUAUGAUGAUGGUCAUCUUAUUCUGCUGGGCCCCAGCUCUCCUCCUCUUUCUGCUGUCUAACCUGAUGCUCUGGACAAACGUUGAACAAAGCAGCCUGUUUGGCCUUUAUAUGAUACAGGCUGCCAGUGUGUCCCUGCAAGGCUUCCUGAACAGCAUGGUUUAUGCCUGGAGACGGCCCAACUUCACCGAGGCCGUUCUUGGGGAGCAUACACCCCUGGUGGCAUAUGAUCGCCUGGCCUUCUUUGACGAGUCACUGAGGAGCUCGUCUUGAUUGUUGCCUUGAGACACGUCGAGAGACAUUGUUUUGCGACGACACAGGGCUGAGGACGACUUGACUGCACAUCUGCACACUUCAUGACUUCAUGGCGAGUUAGACUGAAACAUACAAUUGCCAUUCGCAGAAUGAGCAUUAAAAAAAACUGAACAAAAAAGAUGAACACAAAGACUGUUUAAACAAGCAACGACUGAUGCAUUGUUUUUCAUUGCAGCUGCUGUUUUUUCAUGAAUGCAACAAAGUCAUAGUAGCACACAUUAUAGUAGCAUAGUUUUAAUGUAAAUGGUGACAGAAAGGGCUUCUGGAUAAAUUGUAGCCAUGUUAUAUUUAUAUACGUCCUGUUAAUGUUCUGUUGUAACGGUCUCGUAGAGAGUUAUUGAAUUAUUCUGCCAUGUGAUUUCUAUUUUACUGUGUUUUGUCACAUGUAUUUAUAUUGUCAGAUAAGGCUCUUAUUAACCAUUUGUUUUAUUAUUGACUUGUUAUGUAACAGUGGCAAAGUACUCUAUAGUCCAGGACAAGAAUGAUGGAAAAACCUGUCAGGGUUGUACAGUACGCAGUCACCGUUGUGUCAUUUCAGAAGCACGGAUCACUUGUGGUGACAUAAGUGUUCAGUCUCAGAGCAUGUGAGUUUUAGAACAGUGAGGAAUGCCGAGCUGCCGCAGACGAGAGGGGAAUCACAGCUUCUGCUUUGUCAUGUCUGCGUCUGAACUCUUCGUGUUAUCUCAUAAGAAAUAACGUGCGGUUGUGCAACUGAGGUCACACAUGAGGCAUUUCUAUGGUUGUUCACACACACACAGACACAGACGUACACACACUCAUAAAGAUAGGUACAGUCUCAUGUUAGAGUGUCCUAAACCUCAUGUUAAAGCAUGUGUGCCUGCCUGAGUUGAACUCUCGGUUUAUAGCUGACUGCAGACCAACCUGUUACUGCUUAUGUAAGAGAUCACCUGACUCACUCAUGUAUCUGCUGUACUGUAAAGUAAACCUGGCGUUCAGUUCUGGCUGUGCACGUUUCCUUUGCUGAGGGCCACAGAGUCCCCUACCUGUAUGUGGGAUUGAUGCAUGCGAUAAAACACAUGGGUUAUGAAUAACUCCAGGCUUGUGACCAUCCAAAAAUUGUGCUGUGGAAUCAGACAGCAGAGACAUGUCUCGGUUUGUUUUUUUUACCUGUUUAGAAAUAAGCUUUGAUCCAUUCUGCAGAGCUGUGUCUUUCUCCACUGUGUUCAAACUGUUCAGUUGAGGAAAGGAUAAACAUUUUUAUACAGCGAUAAGCUGAGCUAUUAUGACAGAUCCAAAUUGUUGGGUCACUUUACUGCAAUAAAAAGUCUUACAGCCUGCA
This is a messenger RNA of Chelmon rostratus (copperband butterflyfish), 2513 nucleotides long. RefSeq lists its product as uncharacterized. Gene Ontology annotation, molecular function: G protein-coupled receptor activity. Lineage: Eukaryota; Metazoa; Chordata; Actinopteri; Chaetodontiformes; Chaetodontidae. The coding region runs from base 110 to 1171 and encodes 353 amino acids. Gene Ontology annotation, cellular component: plasma membrane. The transcript has 12 exons. Gene Ontology annotation, biological process: adenylate cyclase-activating G protein-coupled receptor signaling pathway. The record is from RefSeq and is a predicted model, not a curated record.